This is a messenger RNA of Tyto alba (common barn owl), 1266 nucleotides long. Its product is annotated as translation initiation factor IF-2-like. The coding region runs from base 290 to 1111 and encodes 273 amino acids. Lineage: Eukaryota; Metazoa; Chordata; Aves; Strigiformes; Tytonidae. The transcript is spliced from 5 exons. The record is from RefSeq and is a predicted model, not a curated record.
GGCUUAGCAGGCCGUUUUCGAUAGCGCUGAUUAUUUUAAAAGCAGAUCAAGGGACAUUGAAACUAUGUGACUUGACAUGUACUAUCCUAGGAAGAGUCUUUGGUCUUGCAAAAUAGCGCCCAGUAGUGCUGCUCACCUUCCUCUCUGUUUCUUCAGGACAGAUAGGAACGCGAGAAUCUAAAUCUGUUCCUCGUCUAAGAGUCGAGACACUAGUGUAAAAGUGACAGCUGAAGGUUUGCUCGCAAUUGGGGCGUUCACAUUUAUCCACCAUUUCCAUGUGAAUCCUGCCAUGUCAAAAGAAGCGUUUGAAGUUCUGUUGCAACCUCUUUUCACAGCGUCUGCUUAUUCACGUGCAGCUUUCCCGAAGAACCUCAUAAUGUUGUUUGGAGAGGUGCCACGCACCACCCAAGAGAUGAGGCUGCUGGCAAUGGUUAUGAGGCUUCUCACCUCAAUGUUGGUUGGGAAUCUUUGGGCCAUCCUGGAGAAGGUGAUGCAGCUUUGCAGCUGGGUUCCGGGUCGGCGACUGCGGGAGAUGGCACGGGUGUUCCCGACGGGAGGACUUUUCCAGCUCCUCGGCUGGAUCCGGCGCAAGAGUCUGGCUGGCAUCCCAGGGAGACCGACGCAGUGGCUGUGCAGGAGUCGGCGUUUCCAGGAGGAAGCAGUGGCUCACUGCCCGCCUCUGCCUCAGCAAGGGAGGCGAUGCAAGCAGCGGAGUAAGAGCAAAGAGUCAGUGAUUUUCCCCCCACUGCUCCCUUGCAUGGCUGCUCGUGGGCCGUGCUCUGGAGAGGAGUCCCUGUGUCCAUCCUGCAGCCGAGUGCCUCAGCGUCCUCCUCUCUCCACAGACAUGCCCCUGCACCUUGGGGACACCGGCUGGAAACCGGCGGGUACCCCUUGCGCCCGGUCAGCCCCACCAGCCACCCCGGCAUCCCUGACAGCUGGGACCAACACCAGCAGCCGCAGCCCCCGCCUGAAACACCGGCACGUCCACCCUCCAUGGCCCCCACUGCCCCUGGUUCCCCCAGCCCAGGCCCCAUCUGAAAAGGCACCCCUAACUCCCGAGCCCGCUGGUCCGGCCCUCUGCCAAGGGCUGGAGGCGGCCCCGCCAGGGUAGGGGUUGAAGGUGGGGAGACAGAGCCCCCCACCCACAGCUUCGGGGGGCAGCCCUUUCACCCCCCAUGAAGAGGGAGAGGCUACUCUUUUAGUGCCAGCUUCCCAACAGUUACUAAUUUGUGGUGGGACAAUAAAUCGUGCAGCAGACCAUAUGUA